Mycena citricolor is the source of this 1363-nucleotide messenger RNA. NCBI's taxonomy places the organism in Eukaryota, Fungi, Basidiomycota, Agaricomycetes, Agaricales, Mycenaceae. The record is from the annotation of a GenBank genome assembly.
CUGAUUCUACCAUCGCCGACGCGAGAAGCUGUUCCUACUUACUGGGGAUAGCUGCUGCUAAACAUAUCCGACUGUGCGGGCGAUAUAAGAGGUAGAUAUCUCGGGCGUGAUGGACGCGAGUUCCCUUGGAAUCCGCCUGCCUCUCCCAUGCUCAGACGCCUCCAGUCCGCGCUGAGCUAUGUGCCCGUCAUUGGCUACUACUACGCGGAGCCGGAAGAGUUCGAUUGGACGACCGCGACGAUUCCAGACUACGAUGAGCUGCCCCCGUUCAAGAACAUGCCUGGGUGCGCGUGGGGCGUGUGGGGCGCCGAGGACCAGCUGGGCACGGUCAAUCUGUUGAGCGAGAAAGCGGUCAAGGUCGCUGCGAAGGAGGAAAUCCGGUCGGGGAAGUGUAUCUCGCUGAACUGGCCGUUGAACUUCCCGGACAAGCCCGCGUUCCACCGGAGAACACCUGAAAUCAAGAUGACCCGGAUGACUGAGCCGGCGCACUUUCACGGGAUUCGGGAUGACGAGAUCCACAUCAAUACCCAAUCCGGCACGCAGUGGGACGGGCUGCGGCAUUUCCCGAUCCUCGAACACCAGGUGUUCUACAACAACACCCCGAUGGACUCCCUGCCGAUUGGGAUCAUGCCCAUUCCGGACCCCAAGGUGAUCGACCCCGCGCAUUCACGGAUCGGAGUCCAAAACUGGGCACAGCAUGGAAUCUGCGGACGCGGCGUGCUGCUUGACCUCGUGUCGCACUUUACCGCCAAGGACGGUUCGCUCGCGUACAACCCGUGGACGACGCACAACUUCACCACGGCGGAUCUGCAAGCGUGCGCCAAGGCGCAGGGCGUGAAAUUCCGGCGCGGGGAUAUCCUGCUCAUCCGUGGGGGGUGGAUCAAGGAGUACUACGAGACCUCGCAGGAGGGACGUGAUUCCGUCGCGCACACACCGGAAGCUUUCGCUGGGAUUGAGGCGUGUGAAGAUAUGAAGCGGUUCUUGUGGAAUAACCACUUCUCGGCCGUUGCUUCGGAUCAGCCUGCUCUUGAGGCAUUUCCGCCAGCCGAAGGCGUGAUCCAUCUGCACCAGACGCUUCUGGGACUUUGGGGAAUGCCGAUAGGCGAAUUCUUCGAUCUCGAGGCGCUGUCCAAAGUGUGCGCUGAGACGGGAAGGUACACCUUCUUUUUCUCCUCGUGGCCUCUCAAUAUCAUCGGAGGAUGUGCCUCCCCGCCUAACGCGGCCGCUUAUUUCUGAACUGAGGGAACGAAGUGACGUUGAAGUCGAGUCGAUACGAUCUAAUCUUAUCUACUUAAAUCGGAUCGAUGAUUCACGAGCCGUCGAUCAAAUAUAUCGCACAGCCACUACAUUGAUUGGCGUUGAC